AUGCUUGUCGUGUCCGGCUACCUGCACGACGCUCCGGAGACGCCCACGGCGAUCGAACUCCACGACCCGGCGCCCGUCCUCUGCGCUGGCGGCUGGGGCGUCUGCGCGGCGCUCCGAUCGAGCGGCUCGCUGUUGAUCUGGGAUGGUUCGGGCACCGAAAAUGAACUCGCACGGCCGGCAGGAAUGGUGGCCGGGCUGGCGUGCGCGGCGCUGGGCUGGGACUUCGUGGUGGGCGCCGAUCACGACGGCGGCGUGGUGGCAUGGGGCUGGAACGGAUGCGGCCAGGUGGCGCGUGGGAGCUGGGGUGAUGAGGCCGCGGAAGGCAUGGACUACGCAGAUCGCCCACAAAAGUGGGGAUUGCUGGCUGAGGGUGUGAAGGUUGAGGAGAUUGCGGCAGGGGAAGGCCACGUCCUUGCAUUGGCAGCUGGUGGAAUGGUUUGGUCCUGGGGCUGCGGAGCGAAUGGGCAGCUUGGCACAGGCAGGAGGGACAACACCAGCUGCCCACAGUGCGUCCUGGUGCCAGACGCAAGCAGCCCCCAUGGUUGCCAGCCAUGCAAGCAGGUGGCCUGUGGGAUCCGGCACAGCGUGGCUCUGUUGGCAGAUGGCCAAGUGUCGUGUUGGGGUUGGUCGUUGUACGGCCAGUGCGGCCAAGGCUCCACAUCAGAUGUCCUAUCUCCAACAAUUGUGGCUGACCUAGGUGGACUGAUGGUCACGCACGUUGGAGCAGGCCUUGGGCACACCACUGCGUGCACAGAUGCAGGGGCAGUGUAUGUGUGGGGAACGAAUGGCGAAGGCCAACUUGGGGUGGAAGGCCGCUCAGCCUUCCAUGCGACCCUCCUUGAGAGUCCCGUGUUGGAUUCCGAGGACGUUGUGAAGGUGUGCUGCGGCGCCAGGCACACCGUGGCCCUUACGCGGUCGAAGAGGGCCUACUCGUGGGGCUGGGACGAGUAUGGACAGCUGGGAGCGGGGCGGGGCGCUGAGGGCGGCGUUGACGUUCGACGAGUGAGGGAUGCCGCAGGCCCAAUUACUGACGUCUCGGCUGGGUGGUGGCACACGACCAUGCUGGUUGAAUGA
This is a messenger RNA of Ostreobium quekettii, 1074 nucleotides long. Lineage: Eukaryota; Viridiplantae; Chlorophyta; Ulvophyceae; Bryopsidales; Ostreobiaceae. The record is from the annotation of a GenBank genome assembly.